Messenger RNA from Bursaphelenchus okinawaensis, 3646 nucleotides. Lineage: Eukaryota; Metazoa; Nematoda; Chromadorea; Rhabditida; Aphelenchoididae. The record is from the annotation of a GenBank genome assembly.
AUGAGUUGGGAACGGUGGUUGGUGAUCGUGAGUAUAUUGUUUCAGUUGAUUUUAAAGGCUUUUAGGUAGGGUUUUCAUGGUUUUUUUGGGAAAAGUUUUUUUGAGGUUUAAAAACACGGUGAAUAUAAGUUUGUAAAGUUUCUUAAUGCAUUGUAACUCUUGUAUAACGAACAAAUUUAAAAUUUCUGGACGUUAUACAGGAAUUCCACUGUACAAGAGUUUGUUAUAUAGGAGUUUUACUGUAUUUAGUGCUUCAAUUAAAUGCAAAGGGGGCUUAUACGACGUAUUUUACCAUAUAAUUAUUAAAAAUUUGUUAUACAGCAAUAAAAAGUUCUGUGAAAAUAAAUUGAUAGCCACAUAAUUAUACAUUAUUUAAUACCAAACUGGUGACACAUUACGUAAUCUUAAAAGUGCAUUUUUGCUUCAAAAUUUGUUGAAAAUCAUCUUUUCUUUAAUGAAAGCUUAUUUGACUAUGCAAAAAUUAAAAUUUUAGGGUUUUUAGAACGUAAAGUUGCUACAGUAGAACUCCUGUAUAACAUUUUGCCCGGAAAAUUUAAAUUUUUUUGUUAUUUAUUUCGGUAUAGAAGAAUUUGUCAAAUAGGAGUUUCUAAUUGGCUGUGUAGUGUUCGGCUGAAUGUUUAAAAUUUUUUCGUUAUAUUAGGUUGAACCAAAAGUAGCGGGACACUUGUCAUUCAUGUUUCAAUUAAAAGUUGUCCCGCUACCAUUGGUUCAACCUAAUAUAAGGUUUUCGUUAUAGAGGAGUUUGUUUAGUAGUUUUUACAGUACAGUAAAACUCAUGUGUCACCAACUUUUUGUUAACGAAAAACUCAUAAAUAAAGUUACUGUAAUUAAAGUUUACAGUACAGUAAAAUGCAGGUAAAACGAAUUACUCAGAGGUUUUAAGUCUUUUCUUCAUAAAGGAGUUUUUGUAUAGAAGAUUUCGUUAUAAUGGAGUUUCAAAGUAUUAAAAUUGUAAGAAACGUGUUGUAAUGCACAAUAUUAAUAUAGACUUUAACUACUUUUCUUUUUACUUAAAUUUAUUUCUAAAAACUAAAAAAAACUCGGUUUAAGCUGAUUUUUUGAAGUUUCAAUUUUUUUAAAAAUCUUAUUUAAACUAAUUUUUUGAAACUAAAAAUUUUUUUUUUCAGACUCACCCAGCAGUCACAUCCGAGCCUCACCAACCCUCGUUCAGUGACCUCAAGUCGGUCGGAAAUUGUCAUGCCGAAUGUGAUGGCUGCUCAGAACCCAACUCUGCCGUCUCCUGCUUUUCCUGCAAACACUUCACUCAAACCCUGAGGAACAGAGCCGGCUUCAAGUGUGUAUCGAAAUGUGGCGACGGGUUCUUCGCUGAAAAUGACAAAUGCAAAAAGUGUUCGGCCAAUUGCAAGACCUGCUCAACGGCCGAACUAUGCGACUCUUGUCAAGGGUCAUUGUUGUUGAUCGAGACUCAUACCGUCAGGACGGAUCAGAGGCAUUGUGUCAAGGUUUGUCCUAUCGGACUGGUACCGGAUUGUAAGUUGGUUUAAGAUUUUUGAGAGAAGGGGUGAGGGUAGAAUCAUUUUUGUGAAGGAAGAGGUAAGGGCAGAAGCAGGGACAGGUUUUUUUGUAAGGGGAGAGGGUUGGGUAGGGCAGGGGUAUGGAUAGUGUUGAAGAUAAGGGUACGAGUGGGGGCAGAAGUAGUGGUAGACUAUAGAGUGGAGUCCACUCCUAUUUAUCACUCUCUUUCUCCUUCUAGCGACGUAUCUGGGUAGGUGGAGGGGUUUCAAAAUAAAUUUUUGAGUUUGAGCGGUGUAAUUUUGAAAUUUUUUUGGGGAAGGGUAAUUUUGGAAAAAAAAAUUUUUUGGGUUACGGAGGGGGGUGGUGAAGAAAAAUUAAAAAAAUGGAUGAAUUAGGAAUUGAGUGUGGUUUCAAUAAAAAAUUUUUUUGAACGAUCAAAUGGGGGGGGUUAAAUUUGGAGGUUAAAUUGGAAAUCGAUAAUAUAGGUUGAACUAAAAGUCGCGGGAUACUUUUCAUUUAUUUUUCAAUAAAGAAAUGUCCCGCUACUUUUGGUUCAACAUAAUAUAAUAGUAAGUAAGAGGUGUUUUUAGAGGAGGGGAAUUCGGCAACCACCCUUAUUUUUACCCCUACUCCUACUUCUACUUCUCUACACUUAUUCCUACUCUUAUAUUGCUAAUUAUAAUAUGUCUUGAGUGGGAUAACUUUGUAGAAGUAAAUUUCAAGGAACUAGGGCGGGGUGAAUUGAGCGUUAUCUAUGGGAGGUGCAAUUAAAUAAAGGACACGUAUUUACGACGUAUUUUACCAAAUUUUUGUUUUAAUCAAGAAGGUGUAACAUAUUACAUUAGUUGGAGGAAAACAGAAGAAAAUAAGACAUAACCUUUACAUUAUGUUAGGUUAUCAUACCGAUAUCUCGAUGUUAAUCUCAAAAUUGCCUCAAAAUUUUAAAGUUUUGGAAAAAAUAGUGAAGUAAAGUCAAGAUAUAUCAAUUACCAAUAUAAUAAAGAACAACAUUUUAGUCAGUCACGCGGUUCAAGCUCGCUGCAUGAUCAGAGAAGACGUCUGCGCACCUGGAUAUUACCUUGGCAUGAACAACAAGUGUCAACUCUGCGAUAAGGCGUGUGAUACUUGUCAUGGGCCUGGUAAGUUAGCUAACAUUCUAUAAAGUAUCUUUAGUUUUGUAAAAUACGCAAUUCAUGAGUAUGAGCAGGCAAAAGUGUUAUAUUAUAGUAGACCUCUAAUGGCUAUAUGAGUCUAAUAGCAGUAUAUAAGCCAAAAUUCUUUAAAAAAUCUUAGUUUUUGACAUUUCUAAACCUAUAUGAGCUUAUAAUCACUUCUAGGACCCCUCGAAUGCACCACCUGUGCCAAAGGCUACGGUAACGGCACGAUCGGCUACUGUCGUGAGUGUUGUCAAGGUGAAGAUACUCCAGAAUCCACUCAUCAUCAAUGCGAAGACUGUAGGAAGAAACUACCACAAGACGAAUCUGGAGGCUUCUUCAGCACCGUACUCAUCGUGGUCAUACUGAGUGGAUUGGGAUACUGUAUUUAUACUGUAGUCAAAAAGAAUUGUUGUGGCACUGAAGAUAAGUCUGCGGAGUAAGUUGGUAUUGAAUGAUAAGAGUCUUAGCAGUAGAUUUGACUUCUAACCCUAUUGAUAUCCGUACCCCUACCUUAUGCUACUUUAUCCUUCUUUACCAUACAUAAAUUAACUUACUUUAACCUACCUUACCUAUUCUACCCUACCCUACCCUACUCUGCCCUACCAUACCCUACCUUACCCUACCAUACCAUACCCUACACUAUCUUAUCCUACCUUAUCCUGUUCUACCUCACCCUGCCCUGCUCUAUUCUUACUCUACCCUGACCUCUACUUUUAUCCCUACUCCCACUCUGACUUCUACCCCUGCCCCUGGUCUGGCCUUUACCUCAGCCCCUAUCCCUACCCUUACCUUAUACCUACCUUUACUCGUAUUUCUAUCCUUACCUCUACACACUAUGAUAGGCGUACGCCCUUUAAUAUACAUACUAAACUCAAUAUAAUUGUAGGUAUGCCUUGCUCUCGAACACAGACGAACGUUUUGGUGCCGUGGAUUCAGAUGACGAAGUUUGUGUCAACUGCCAGCCAGAUCAAGUCACCUCAUCAAGUCUCUAG